GCGUCUGCUUUGUACAUGACCCGCGAACUCCACACCCUUCACAUUUUCGCCUGUAAAACUUUAAUCCCACACCGACGGGUCAAUAUACGUCAUCCUAACACUACUAUUGGAAUGAAUGGACUGAUACCCCACUCGGGAAAGCAUAUAUGGUAAAGAAAACAGGAGUAAAUCGAGUAAAACAAAGUUGGCUGAAAGAACCUGUUGAGAGAAUAAAAACCAUGACACUUCCUUGAGUGUAGCAGACGAUACACUUACACACAAGAAUACACACAACACUGCUAUUCCAGCACCACCACCCUGCACGCAAAGCUAUACGGACACUGUUAAUAAUCCCUAGAUGACAUAGUCGUAAAUCAGGGACGGGAGAUACAGAGAGAAAGAAGAAAGAAGAGGUCACAGGGUCAUGUGGGAUACGCCCCUCGUGUUUCUAUGAAGGAUUUGGCGCGCGUGGUCCAUGUCAGGUCCGCAUUUUCACACCUUUACCUGCCUCCUGCCUCAUCCCACGUACUAGAGUCCAAGGCCAUGUCCCCCCGUCCAGAAGACUCCCCCAUAUCCAGUCCCCGCACUCGCUCCCCAGCCAAGGGAGUGAGGACGGGAGGAGUGAGCUGUGCUGGAUCAGAUGCUCUCUCUAUGCUGAAUAUGUUGGCCGAGGUGGCGUCCGUCACCCUACACACUGACCCCUCCGUCACCGACACCUCUCAGGCCUGCAGGGUGAAGGCCAGCGGCACCACCAGCAGGAGACCCAGCGACUAUGACUUGCUCACUCUCGAUCAUGUAUCUGGUAUGACUGACAACCUCCUCCUCAAGCUGUUUGCCGAGUUUGAGUCUAACGAAAUGUGGAAGCGCUUCACCUACACAUGUGCAAUGCUGCCAGCUGCCUGCUCCAAGUACUUCCAGAGCUUUGGCAGUGAACACAAAGCAAGGAGUGGCAUGAAGGCUCACCUCCAGACACACCUCCAGUCCCUCCUAGAAGUACACAAGAGUGGUCAGAGCCGGCAGAGCUACUUACUAGAAUCCGUACCAGCACGAAAGAGACGCCUUGCCCAACAAGACCCUACAGGAGGCAGAAAGCGAGGCAACACAGGGUACACUCGGGCCAACAAGUCAUCUGUAGCCCCAAAGACUCAGAUACGCGAUGGAGACACAAGUAGCAAGGCAAAGAAAGCACCGCCAGCAAGCAAAGAGAAGGAAAAUGAAGCUGUGCAGAAGAAGGAUGAUGCUCCAGCUACUAGUGAGGGUGGCAGUGAUGAUGCACCAGUGGACGCCAUCAAGGAGGAGAUCAAGGUGGUUAUCAUGAGUGAGACCAAACCAAAGAGGAAGCUGGAGACUGGGCGGGAAGGGAAGGUCCGUGCCAAGAAGGUGAAGGCAACGGUUAACCCUCAUCCUCCUGAAAGUGAUGUUAAUGACAACAAUAACAAUAAUAAUUCUGAUAUAAAGACUGUGGCAAGGAUGCCAGUAAUAAAGCAAGAGUGUAAGAAGGAAGCUGAGCGGCAGCCCAUCCAGCAGGUUGUGUCGCAUGACCACGGCUAUCUCAAGGCGUCCCCGGUGAAGUGGGACUCGGAACAUGCUGAGACAAAACCUGCAGAACACCAGCCCACUAAAGAGACCCCCCUUAGGAACCAAACUCAGCCAUCCUCACAGGUGGCUUGGAGUGGAGGUGCAAUGGAUGGGUCUGUAAGCUGCCUUCAAGUCCGGGAGGAGCUGCAGCCAGAGGACCACUCCACUCUGCUCCACCAGCACAUGAAUGAGGAGCUGCAGGGAGGAAUUAUGGCCCAGGAGUGUGGCAGCGCUGGAACACCCCUGCCAGUUGUGGGCUGUGAGAUUGAAUUCACACCAGACCAACACUACAAAGUCAUGCGCUCUGCGGACCUUCCUGUAGUGUACGACCACAACAAUCCCUCUGCUGAUGUUGAAGGUGUGGCCAAGGUGAUCGAGAGGGACGAGUACAAAGUCCGUAAGAAGCCCAAGGGACGAGCAAAGUUCAUAGGACAAAGCAAGGCAGAGAAGGAGAUGGCCUUGAAACUGAUAACAGAGAUUCGAUCCCAGUCUGUGAUGGCUUUGGAGACACUAGAAUGCAAGAUCUGCCACCCUCCUCGCCUGUUCACGGCCCCGUCCACCUUGCUGUCCCAUUACCGCAGCCACGCAGGCAUCCGUCCCUAUGAGUGCCGCAUAUGUGAGGCGGUGUUCACGCGGCAGCACUCGCUCAACUACCACAUGCUGAUCCACACCAACCAGACUCGCUUCACCUGCAGCGACUGUGGCCGUAAGUUCCGCCACCCAUCACACUUCAAAGAGCACCGGCGACGCCACACUGGGGAGUCGCCCUACGAAUGCUCUGAUUGCCUCAUGAGGUUUAAGACCAGAAACACUUACAAACGACACUUGCGGACCCGGCACGGCAAGCUGCUCACCACCCAGGGCACCAUCAUCAUUCUGUCGCAGGAAGAGGCAGACCGCAUGAAGAAGUCGCAGGGCCGCAAACCUCGCCGGCCCCGACAACCCCUCAAAAUAAUAAGUCCGGAAGCUGCUGCGCAGAUGGAGGAGGAGCAGGUGUGGACUGAUUUUGAGGAAGGGGACCGUGAAGAAGAGGAGGAGGAGGAGGAAGAAGAGGAAGAGGAGGAGGAGGAAGAGGAAGGAGCUAACUAUGGUGAGGUACUACAGUCCAGUAAGCAUAAAGGUGAGGUAGGGAGCUACCAGGUGACAGCUGACAGUGUGGUGAUGUCUGUGGGGAUGAAGCAGGUGUCCAAUGGCAAAACUGGUCUUCUUGUUAAGUCCAAAAAGAUUACAGACAAGAGUAACAUCAGUCAAGUGAAGCACAUUGAGCAAGUGAAGGAGUGGAAGAACCCUCUGCAGGGAAACUUGAGACAAACCAGUAAAAACCACCACUCUGAAAUUGUGGAGGAGGAGGUUGUGAUGGAUGGCACUGGUGGUGAGGACCUGCGUACGUACGUCUUCCAGCCACCACCUGAACACAACACACUACCUAAAGUUAACAUCAGGUCCUCUUGGAAUACCAUCAACUUUGACCUCAAGAGUCUAGAGAUGGCAUCCGAGCUCAUCAUUCCAGAGAAUGCAGGCGAGGAGACAGUGGAGGUUCCCCUGACUGACAUGAAAACAGAGCUAACAAACAUGGACACUGGCUGCAAGGAGUUUGUUGGAGACAGUAUCAACCCUGAGGAAGUGAUAACCAUCUGCUCAAACAUGGAAACUGUCAGUGAUGAAGCAGUCAACCCAGGAAUAGUGCAGCCACCCACUAGUAACCCUGACUGGUUCACUGUUAAGAAGCCCAUCAAAUGCUAUACAAGAUCAGGGUAUGGUGUGGCUGACCUCCAUGACACUGUGCAUGCCGCUGCCUCAUGUGCUCCGCCAGACUCCAAGACAAGCAGUAACAGUCAAGGAGUGUACGUUGUUGAGUAUGUCCACAAUAACGACGGGCGGCUUGCCAAGGUGUACCGGGCCAGUGCUUCCCUUGUUCCCAAGAGUGUCCAGCAGGGAUCUGUUCAGGUGCCACAGGUCAUUAGUGUACCCAGCAGAGGACCAGUGCCUGUUAUUGUCAGUAGUGGGUCUGAUAGGCCAGUGGCUUCCAUCACUGUGCCAGCAAGCUCCAUCAGAACAGCGUCUAAGCAAGUGCCACAAGUUGUGCCAGAUGUAAAUCACCAGGACCCAGUCACAGGAAUCGCUUCACCAACCAACAGUCGACUAACUACCAGCAACGCUAAGGAACCAAUUCAUAAGCAGGUUGUGAAUAAUGUGAGGAAGAAUAAUGCCGUCAAGAGCGAAGGUCUCGUCGCCUGUAGAAAUCCACAAAACCCAACCAUUACAUUGCAUUCCUCCCCCUCGGUUGUUGUUACGACUGUCCCUCAUGUCCCGGAGGCUCAGCAACUACCAGGAAGCCACGACAAACUAUUCCCUUGGUCUUCGCAGCCUCUACCAGAUAACAACCAGGUUACUACUUACUCUGUUGGCACUAGUGCAGAGGGAACAGAGGCACUCCAGAAUGGUACAUCCAGUGUAGAGGAACAGAACCACCUUACCUAUCCUCUCACCAAUCAGGAAGUGGAGCAGUACGUUCAGGUGCAAGAUAACAUAUUGUUAGAGGAUGUUGAGAUUAUUGAAAGCCUCAAUAUUGGUGAUGACGAAAUUAUAGUCAACCCAGGAUUGGUUGGUAGUGGUAUGCAGAGUGUGUGUGUGGCAGAGAACCUGAACCAGCUGACCGAGGUUCCUGAGUCAGCCAGUGGCAGGGUGGAGGGGCUGGAGCCACAUGAGGCGGGUGUAUUACAAGGCACCACCCACUCCCAGUAUGUGGAUCAGCUGCUUCACCACAACAUGAUGGUAACCAAUGAACAGAACACACCCACCACACAAGAUACAUCAGCUCCUCCUCCUGUCAAUAUGGGUAUUGUUCACAAGGUUGCAUCCACACUGCAGGCUUAAUGAAGUCAUUGGUGUCACUGUUGCUAAAGUAAGUCAGAUUAUUCUAUCAUGACCAUAGUGUUUAUGAAAAUAUUUAUGCAAGUAUGAAUGACAUUUUUAUCAUUUUUAAAGUUAAAUUAACAUGAUGCCUUCAGACCUUUUAAAAUUAAAUCAACAAUAAAACCCAGACACACACUGAAGCUGGACAUUAGAGGAGAUUAAUAGUUGCUAGAUUUAUAUAUAUUUAGUUCAAUAUAUUUAUAUUUUCAAUAGUGAAAUUGUAGUAUUUACAACUAAUAGUCUCAUUUGUAUGAUGCAUCUCUUGAGGACAUUUUGACUUGUGAAAUCCAUCCAUUAAUAGUCUUAAGGAAGUCUGGAGGUCUCUCAGUGCAUAACAGAAAAACUUGAAAAGAAUUCAGCACAAGAAUGGUAUCUUUAGAGUUUACUAUUUUGUCUUUUUUUUUUUUUAUGAUUACUUUUUUAUUUUGGUUUUCUUUGGUCUGGAAUCCAUUGGUUUAGUGUUCCUGGAUGCCUCCCUGCAUGCGGGGAGAAGACCUGCUUCAUAUGAAUCAUUACAGUAAAGUAGUAAUGGUAUGGAAUAUUUUGUCAAUAUCGUGACAUACUCAGUCAUAAACCUUCCAUCUUUUUCUUUAUAAAACAGAUUGCCCAUCAGUAGACUGUACUAAUGCUUGCUACACUUGACACUUGACAUUGAAAUGAUCUUAUCUGGGAUGUGUCAUAUUUAACUCCUCAGUGGAAUGCCUCCAUAACAGGUGUAUGAAUUAAGGAAAUUGGUUGUUGAAGUACAGUGAAGUGAGAAUUCUUGCCAAAGCAUACAAUGUGGCUCUCUAUUUACUAAGACACUAAAAAUUAGAUAUCCAUUAUUCUCUUGACUGCCUGACAAAAGCACCAAGCAAUGUACAACUGAAUUGUUGUCAUGCUGCAGGUGUUCUUGUUUCUCUCUAAUAGUGGAUAAGUUUUCAUGAAAGGCAAUGGAAUAAAUACAUACACAGUUAGGGUGUGCUCUGCUGAAUAUAGCAGCUAUAUAGUGUUGUGCAUUAUGAAACUAAGACUGUAGUAUGGUGGUGUUGGAUGGGCAAACAUUGGUUUGGUACUUGGUGAACUUAUGCACAAAAAGAUGUUAUCUCUGGGAAGAUCCACUUCAUGAAUGGCAGUGGUGGUGGUAGUGCUAAAGACUGACUGGUGAGGCUCAAACACUGACUGGUCCAAGAAGGUAUUGCAAAACUAUUUGGGUGUUGGAUAGGCAUUGCCCUUGUGGUAAGAUUAUUGAAAGUGAAACCAGUGGUAUUUGACUGAGUAUUCAUCUGUGCUUACCUAUCAUGUUGAUAAACAAGGUAAUUGUGGUAAUUAUAGUUGUACUUUACCACAUCACCGAAUAUUACGGUUUUGACUCAAAACCUGACGUGGCUUACUUGACGCCAUUUCCUGAAUGGUCUUCCCUGUGUGGGUGUCAUUCCAAUGCUGAAUCAUGCAGUACCUGAAUUAUUUUAGGAUCACUAUUUAAAGUAGCAGUAUACAUAUUACAUAUAUAACCAAUAGAAGGUGGCAUUUCCUAGUGCUGUAGUGUAGAAAUGGUGCUUCAGCUCUACUGUGGCCAAGGCAGUUGCUGGGAUGCCAUUCCUUCAUUAUUACAUAAUAGUAAUGCAGCAAUGGUGCUUCAGCAACAAUGUGGCCACCAUAGGUACUGUGCAACACCCAUCUGCAUAGGCUUAAGUUUACAUUAAAUUAAAUUCUGACACACACACACACACACACACACACACACACACACACACACACACACACACACACACACACACACACACACACACACACACACACACACACAUAGUUAGAUAUUUUGAUACAUUUAUACAAGUAAUGCAGACAGUGAAGCUUGGAGAUCAUGGUUCUUAUAGGUGGGUGUGACUGUAUCUUUAAGAGAAAAGUGCCUUAUGUAUAAGUACCUCUUCCAUACUGUUAUUUGAUGGUACAAGCACAAGUACAGGAGUCAUGUGCCUUUACACCUCAAUUUACUUUCUUACAAGACCUGACUUAUAGCUGUAUGAUAUUAGUGCUUAACUACUCACAGAAGAAUCCUGCAAUAUGUAACUAUUUUUAAGUAAACCUACCCAUGUAUGUGUUGGACAGUUUUAUGUGCCAGUACCAGUUUUAACAUAGAGUUGGGUUGUCUUCAAUGCUGAGGCUAAGAAACCAUGCAAAACAUCUUCCUGAAUGAGCACAGUGGAACAUGAAGAAUGGCAAGGGAUUUCAAACCAUAUUCUCAUUGUGGUUUUUAUAAUGAAUUUUUAGAACAUUUGCUAUAUGUACAGUAAUCAAAAGGCAAGAUAAAGUGCACCCUGAUUUUUCUACAACUGGCAGUAUUUUGUACUUAGAUGUGUUUGAUAGUGGUGGGAGUGUUUAAUUCAGAAAUAUAAUGCAGUGAAUGAUGAAGUGGUCAGUUGUGGUAUAUUAAAAUCAAAAGAGGAGCCAAGCUAAUGUGUUACAGAUGUAUUGCAGGUUCCUAAAACACAGGAACUCACUGUUACACUGCCUUGUUUGCUCAGUGACAAUUUAUACAAGCUUGUGAUGAAAUGCAGUGGCUGGAACAUAACAUAUUAUCCUCUGGUGCUACACUAAAACCAAAGUAAUAUAUGGUUACUUAUUUGAGAUUUGUGGCUUUCUUAAUUCUAACAAUAUUAAUCAAAGGAAAGGUGCCUACUAGAAUUGUAAUGUUUUUUGUGUAAUACAUGUUAGUCACCCAGCUUGUAUUGUUCAACUGAAACCAUCAAAACAUAUCUCCUUGUUUGCUGCUUUGUGUCAGUGUAUGGUUCAAGUAUAAGUGCCACUCAUCAUCAUUGUCAACUUCCCUUUAUUCAGGAUCAAUAUUCAGUGUAUCUGCCGGGGGAAACUGACCAUUUCAUAUGUAAACCAAGAAAAAUUGUAAAUUGUACAGAAAAUUAUGAUUAAUGGAAACAUGUUUUUUGUGGUGUUUGUAGCCUGAGCUCAUAUCUUGAUGUGUUUUUGUGCGGCAUGAAGAACCAGUGCCUUCAGGUGGUUUCAAGCUGUUAUUAAGGGUACCAAUUUAUGCUCCCAAUAACACUUCCAUUAAUUGAUUGAUCUUUAUACCACUGACUUUGUACCCAUCAUGAUGUGGCACACACAAACACCCACACCCACACACACACACAUUGAUUUAUUAUUCCAGUCCUGAUGGGUUGCAAAGUCACCACUUCUCUUGCUUCAUAGUAAUUACCUUCUCUCAGUGAGGUAAACAGGAGUUAGUCAAUAAACUCUCCAAAUUGUCUCCACCCAGCCUGGGCUUUGACUCAGGACCUCUCGGUUGUGAGCCGAGCGUGCUAACCUCCCAGCUACACUUUUAGAGCUGUUGAAAAGAGAAGAUUGUCUUGUCUGCAUUGUAUUACUUAAUAUAUUUACAGGGUUUUAUAGUGUGAAUUGGGUGUAACUUCUCAUAGAGCAAUAAUUUGAUGUAAUAAUGUAUAAAACCUAUAUUUUGUACUUUUAAUAAACCUAAUUUUCAAUAA
Molecule: messenger RNA, 7958 nt
Organism: Portunus trituberculatus (swimming crab)
Lineage: Eukaryota; Metazoa; Arthropoda; Malacostraca; Decapoda; Portunidae
Exons: 11
Coding region: 430-4434 (1334 amino acids)
Biological process (GO): regulation of DNA-templated transcription
Molecular function (GO): RNA polymerase II cis-regulatory region sequence-specific DNA binding; DNA-binding transcription factor activity, RNA polymerase II-specific
Source: RefSeq, a predicted model, not a curated record